AUGGACGCUGACGACCAGCUGCUCAGUCCUUCCGCGACGCUGCCGCACACACUCUUGGAUGCGCUCAACAACGUGGAUGACGACCUGAUGGAACCCCCACCUGGCUUGUGCGCUGAGCCAACCGGUUGCGACGUGGCCGGCUCAGACUCCUCGGGGCUUGCCGGAGAGUGGAGUUGGAAGACUUCUGCGAAAGAUUUCGUUCCCGGCACACUCGGAGAUGCUGGAGCAGCUCUGAGCUCCUCAGGAUCAACUUUUGGAGGGUCCCACUCUCAUUCAGGCUUGACUCGCUCUCCGGUGGUGGGGCCAAGCACGAACGCCAGUUCUGCAGGGUCACCUGCGUUGGGCCCAGCCGCCUGGAACGGGACCAGCAAGACCGGAUGGACGGGAAUGAAUCCGGAUGCUUUGACUCCCAUGGCUGUGGAGACGGAUGCGCUCGGAUCGCCUAUUGCUAUGGAAGGCUUGGACCCAGCAGAGGCUCUUGCGAUGGAGGGCAUGCAGGGCUUCCAGGAAGAGGAGGACAUGGCUGAGUUCUACGUCCAACAGCAGCUCUGGUGCAUGCAGCAGGUGAAGGAUCACCUGGAGGCUGAAUGGCAGAAGGAACGAAAAGCCAUGAUUGACCAGAUAGCUAGAUUCCGCGCUGUGCUUACUCGAUAUUCGAUUCCAUUGGAGGAGGUGAGUUCGGUGAUUGCGUAUCAGCCUGUGGAGCAGAUUGCCAUGCCCGCGUCAGUGCCUGCGUUCAUGCUCUCCUCUGCAGCCUGGCUCCUGGAUGUGGAGGCAAACACUUUCAACAGCUACCUCCAGGAGCAGGUGUGCCAGGCUUGCAAGGACUUGGACCCGGAGGACAAGGCCAUCCUGGAAGGUGUAGCUGCAGUGGAGCACGCACAUCUCCACGAUGUCGUUCUGUACCAUGCCCUCCCUUUCGAUGUCUACACUCUGGCCUGGAUAUGGCAUGGCAUUUCAAACGAGGAUAUGCUGACAUGGAAGCCGCUGGACAGAGUCCAAACUCCCUACCCGGCUGCAGCGAUGCGGCUGGCACUUCGAGUCUUCCACAAAGGCCAGCAGUUUCCGCUGUUCAAGGUCGAUGCCGCCAGAGAAAGUCAGGCGAAAGCCUUGACCGACGAGGAGCUCAUCAAGAAUGGCGUCAGUAACGCCACCUCCUUCAUGAGUUACUUGACAAAGCUGGGGAUCCUUGCCCAAGAUGGACAAGACGGCAGCAAACCGGAUCACGUCCCCGGAGUCAGCGAAAGACUUCUGGCGCUUAAUCUCAAUGCCUUCGGCUCUUGGCAGGUUGGUCCCAAGGAGAGCAGCUGGGAUCAGUUCCGCAUGAAUGGCAUCUCCUUUGCUUCGGCAGCGGGCCUUGGCGGGCAGCUCCCUUUCUUGAAGGACAUUUUUGCUGAGCGGAAGUUGUCCGCAGAUGUCCAGGAGCUCGUGCAGAAACAGCUUCAGCUCCUCGUCUGUGUGGUCAAGAACCGGACUAUCGAGCCUGGUACAGUGACUGGAUGUGACUCCCUCGUGGCAGACAUGAAGACUUUGAUCAGCUGCCCGACAGCCACAGACCUCACAGAGCUGACGUCCACAGCGCUCCCUCGUUCAGUUCCGGCAUGCAAGAAGGUCAUCACGACUGUGCCCGGCGCUCCAAGCACAAAGUGUGGCACAGACGUUUUGCUGCAGUUGGUCAUGACUCCGGAUUUGGCCAACGAUCUGGCAUACCUUAGCUCGGAAGGGGGCGCUCCAGACUCAGCGCGGGAUGAAGGAGAGAGCUUCGUUCGUGGCUACAACGGAUUGAAGAACACCCCGAGUGGCGACAACGUUCAGGUUCGGUCCUUGCUCAGGAGAGACCCGUUCGCUUCGGGGAGUGGUCUUCAAUUUGCUGCACACUCGUCCGUCUUUCGCGACGAAAAGAUGAUGUCCGCCGUGGCAGGUAUUGCGUCGGAUAUCCGCGACACAGUUCUCGGGCAUGGUGACGCAUGUUGGACCACAACAAGCACGGCAACCUCGACAACAACCACAACCACCGGCGAGGUGCGGCCUCCCUUCUUUCGAGGAGAUGCUCAUCCCUUGAGGACUGCCAAGUGUGCAGAAAUUGGCUGA
Symbiodinium sp. CCMP2592 is the source of this 2091-nucleotide messenger RNA. Lineage: Eukaryota; Dinophyceae; Suessiales; Symbiodiniaceae. The record is from the annotation of a GenBank genome assembly.